Messenger RNA from Erigeron canadensis, 2012 nucleotides. Its product is annotated as calcium-dependent protein kinase 8-like. The record is from RefSeq and is a predicted model, not a curated record. Gene Ontology annotation, molecular function: calmodulin binding; calcium ion binding; calcium-dependent protein serine/threonine kinase activity. The transcript is spliced from 9 exons. Bases 140 to 1756 code for a protein of 538 amino acids. Gene Ontology annotation, cellular component: nucleus; cytoplasm. NCBI's taxonomy places the organism in Eukaryota, Viridiplantae, Streptophyta, Magnoliopsida, Asterales, Asteraceae. Gene Ontology annotation, biological process: peptidyl-serine phosphorylation; intracellular signal transduction; protein autophosphorylation.
CAUAUUUUGAUCACCAAAGCUUUACCCUUUUGAUAUAUGUAGACAUUGAUCACCCGAGCCGAAUGAUCAUUUUUUCGCAAAGAAAUCUUCAGAAAGUAAAGGAUAUACAAAAAAUUUGAAGAUUUGAUCAUUCUUCACAAUGGGAAAUUGCUGUAUUAUCCCAUAUAAUUCCGCUCAGAGGAAAGAGAAGAAGAGGAAAAGAAGAAGAAAUGCCAAACCAAAUCCUUUUUCGUUCAAUUAUCACACCCUAUCACAAUCUCAAUAUAGCGAAAAUAGUUUCUUUGUAUUAGCAGACCCUACAGGUCAUGACAUUACGAAUUGGUACAAUCUUGGACGCGAGUUGGGUAGGGGUGAAUUCGGAGUAACUUAUUUGUGUACAGAUGUAAAAACUGGCCAAAAAUUUGCCUGCAAAUCUAUAUCGAAAAGAAAACUUAGAACUGCAGUGGAUAUAGAGGACGUGAGAAGAGAAGUUGAAAUCAUGAGACGUUUUCCAAAACAUCCAAAUCUUGUGGCAUUAAGAGAUACUUAUGAGGAUGAUACCGCAGUGCAUAUUGUUAUGGAAUUAUGUGAAGGUGGAGAGUUGUUUGAUCGGAUUGUGGCGAGAGGACAUUAUUCAGAACGAGCUGCUGCAUCUAUUAUGAGGACAAUCGUUGAGAUCAUUCAGAUGUGUCAUAGUCAUGGAGUUAUGCAUCGUGACCUCAAACCUGAGAAUUUUCUUUUUGGAAAUAAGAAGGAAACAGCUCCUCUAAAGGCAAUUGAUUUUGGGCUGUCAGUUAUUUUUCAACCAGGAGAGAUCUUUAAUGAAAUAGUGGGAAGUCCUUAUUAUAUGGCUCCGGAAGUUCUAAAACGCAACUAUGGCCCCGAGGUUGAUGUAUGGAGUGCGGGAGUCAUUUUGUACAUUUUGCUUUGUGGUGUUCCUCCCUUUUGGGCAGAAACUGAACAAGGAGUGGCACAAGCAAUUAUUCGGUCAGUUAUUAAUUUUAAAAGAGAUCCAUGGCCUAAAGUUUCUGAUAACGCAAAGGAUCUUGUGAAGAAAAUGCUUGAUCCAGAUCAAAAGCGUCGUCUUACAGCUCAACAAGUUCUUGAACAUCCAUGGCUGGCAAACACAAAGAGGAAUCCAAAUGUUCCAUUGGGUGAUGUUGUUAAGUCAAGGAUUAAGCAGUUCUCUAUGAUGAGCAAACUCAAGAAACAAGCUUUGAGGGUGGUGGCUGAGCAUCUAUCAGUAGACGAAGUUGCAGGGAUAAGGGAGGAUUUCCGUAUGAUAGACUCAGGCAACAAAGGAAAGAUUGACAUUGAUGAACUCAGAGUAGGUUUACACAAGCUUGGUCAUCAAGUAAACGAUGCAGAUCUACAAACUUUAAUGGAAUAUGCUGAUGUUGAUAGAGACGGGAACCUGGACUUUGGGGAGUUUUUGGCUGUCACGCUGCAUCUUAAGAAAAUGGCAAACGAUGAACACCUGCACAAAGCCUUUGAUUAUUUUGAUAAGAACCAAAGUGGCUAUAUAGAGGUCGAAGAGUUGCGUCAUGCAUUAAGCGAUGGAGGCGAGAUCACUAAUGAAGAAGUAAUAAAUGGAAUUAUGCAUGACGUUGACGCAGAUAAGGACGGGCGUAUCAGUUAUGAGGAAUUUGUUGCAAUGAUGACAGCCGGUACAGAUUGGAGAAAAGCAUCAAGACAGUAUUCUCGGGAACGAUUCAACAAUCUUAGUUUGAAGUUAAUGAAGAAUGGUUCGUUAGAGUUGGUAAAUGAGGAAUGCUGAAAAAGUUGACAUGUAUAUACAACAAUCUUAGAGGGUUUGGGAUGUGAUACACUGAUACUGUUAACAUGUUUAUCUGCAUAGCGCUUUUUUGUAAGAUAUAAUUAGUAUGUACAUGAAAGCAAAUGUAUGAGAUGGAGUUGUAAAAAUGGUUGACUAGGGCGGUAGAUUAAUAUUGUUAUUGGUGCAGCUUUCUGCUGCUGUUUCAAGAGUUACCCAUUGUUGUUGGCUGAAAAUCUGUAUAAAUGUAUAAUUAUUC